UGGAUCCUGCCCAUUUCCCCAGAGGGGGCAUCCUGGUGCCAGGCAGUGUCAACACUGCAGCACGACCUUUGGGUCAAAGAUUAGGUUUUGAAGUGGGACUUAGGCAGGUUAUUCUUUUUCUUAGCACAGCCAAAUAGUUCCCCAUUAGAACAUUUUUGCUUUUGAGAGAUAAGGGUUUUAUCCUCGGAUAAGAAAUAUUGUCCUAUUAUCAAGCUCUGUAAUAGCUGUUAGUGGAAAUAGACCAACCGGCUUUAAUUAGAAUAGUUCUUCAUGCUAAUGGCAAUGUGUUUGCACUUGGAAGUAUAUAUUUAUCAGCUAAAUGGUAAACAAUUUAAUAACUAUUCUAUAGGAAUUUGAUUCCCCUUCCUUUUAUUUUUGCAGUAUUAAUUUUUAUUUUCUCCUAUUUAGCACUGCUAAGAGAGUGUUUGUAAAAGAAAUGUUAGUUCCUCACAGCCUGCUUUUUGCUUCUUCAUCUGUCUAUCAACCAGUCAAUCAAUCAUAUUUGUAAUGAGCGUGGUAUCAAAGCACCAAAAUUCUAAGAGCCAGAAUCUGCCAUCUUUACUGGAGUUAAGUGAUGCCUUACUCUCUGAAUAUCUCCACUAAAAUCAAUGGGGCUACUUGUGGAGGAGGCCCUAUAUUAUAAAAAGAAAAAACUACCUUGUACACUGAUUCAGUGACAGUAACUGUUUCUUUCAUAUAAGAAGAGUUACCCAGAUGAUGCACUGCCAGAUUGUGAGUGGCUGCUGGUCAUCAAAAGUAGAUACACAGACAGUGAAAAUGUAUUUGCGCUCUUAGAAGAUUUAAAACUUUAAAAAUGACUUUGGCAGCUAUCGUGUUUGUAAGAGAGUUUAGCUGGACUGAGUAUAACUCAAAGGAAUAUGCAGCAGGUUGAGCUGCAUCUGUAGAUAAAUUACAGAACAUUGAAAGUUGAAGAGCUGUGUUUUAGUGUAUACUCUGAUCCAUGAGAACGGUGUAUUGGUUAAUGGGGCCUGCUCGCUGGAAAGAGGUUUUCCCUGUUGCUAAUGGAGACCGUCAGUCCCCCAUUGACAUCCAAACUGAAGAAACCAAAUAUGACCCUGCUCUACCUCCUAUUAGCCCUAACUAUGAUCCAACUUCUGCUAAAGUCAUCCUCAACAAUGGACACUCCACAAGUGUAGAAUUUGAUGACACAGAAAAUAAAUCAGUGCUGAGAGGGGGACCACUCACUGGAAGCUAUAGGCUGCGCCAAAUUCACUUUCAUUGGGGGGCCAGCGAUGACAUUGGCUCUGAGCAUGCAGUGGAUGGAAAGAAGUAUGCAGCCGAGCUUCAUGUGGUUCACUGGAACUCGGACAAAUAUUCCACUUUUGUUGAGGCUGCUCGGCAGCGGGAUGGAUUAGCUGUCAUGGCAGUAUUUCUAAAGAUUGGUGAAUGUAACUCUCAGCUGAAGAAAAUUACUGACCGUUUGGAUGCCAUUAGAGCCAAGGGUAAACAAGCACUGUUCACAAACUUUGACCCUUCCUGUUUGCUUCCUCACUCUCUGGACUACUGGACUUAUCUUGGCUCUCUUACUGUUCCACCUCUUCUUGAAAGUGUCAUCUGGAUAAUUCUCAGAGAGCCUAUAAGUGUUUCCUCUGAGCAGCUAGCCAAAUUCCGCAGCCUUCUGUGUACUGCUGAGGGAGAGGCAGCCUGCUGCAUGCUGAGAAACUACCGGCCACCGCAGCCUUUAAAGGGACGGGAAGUCAGAAGGAAUUAAGGAGUAAAGCAAGAAUCAGCCACUGCUGAGACCACUUAGGAGGCUGAAUUAUUUUUUAAUAAUAAUAUAUUUUGUGCCUAA
This is a messenger RNA of Emys orbicularis (European pond turtle), 1813 nucleotides long. Its product is annotated as carbonic anhydrase 13-like. Gene Ontology annotation, molecular function: zinc ion binding; carbonate dehydratase activity. The transcript is spliced from 7 exons. The record is from RefSeq and is a predicted model, not a curated record. Bases 962 to 1732 code for a protein of 256 amino acids. Lineage: Eukaryota; Metazoa; Chordata; Testudines; Emydidae.